AGCGAGAGAGAGCAAGAGAGAGAGAGAGAGAAGAGAGAGAGAGAGGCGCGCGCGAAUUCACUAAGCAAAGUGUUGUUGGUGAGGAUUCUCCAAAUGGAUGGAACGAAACCAGCUAUGGAGGCGACGAGCGAGGAGAAUCAGGAUGAAAGGGAGGAGAGCAAAGGUUGCUUGGACUGCUGCAUUAAAUGUCUGGGAGGUGUGCCGUACGCCUCACUGGUGGCCACCAUCCUGUGCUUCUCAGGCGUGGCUCUGUUCUGCGGAUGCGGGCAUGUGGCACUGACGAGCACCAUGACAAUGCUGGAGAACCACUUCUCCCACAUCACAGCCGACCAUGCCACUCUCGGUGACGUUGUUCAGAUUCUGCAGUACAUCAUCUAUGGCAUUGCCUCUUUCUUCUUCCUGUACGGCAUCAUCCUGCUGGCUGAGGGCUUUUACACCACCAGUGCAGUCAAAGAAAUGCACAGCGAGUUCAAGACCACUGUGUGUGGCCGCUGCAUCAGUGCCAUGUUUGUGUUCCUGACCUACAUCUUGGGCUUGGCUUGGCUGGGCAUAUUCGGUUUCUCCGCUGUGCCAGUCUUCCUGUUCUACAACAUGUGGACCACAUGCGCCGCCAUGAAGUCUCCCAUCGCUAACCUCACCUCUAUUGACAACAUCUGUGUGGAUGUGAGGCAGUAUGGAGUCAUUCCCUGGAAUGCAGAUCCUGGGAAAGCAUGUGGACAAACCUUGGCUGACAUUUGCAACACCAGCGAGUUCUAUUUGUCCUACCAUCUUUACAUUGUUGCGUGUGCUGGAGCUGGAGCCACUGUGAUUGCACUGGUGCACUACCUGAUGAUUUUGUCGGCAAACUGGGCGUAUCUGAAGGGCGCAUGCCAGCAGACUCACGCCUACCAGGACAUCAAGACCAAGGACGACGGCGAGCUGCAGGACGUGCAGUCACGCUCUAAGGAGGGCCUCAACUCAUAUUCGUAAAUGAGGCAGACAUCAACUUAAUUCCACAACUAAACACACACACACACACACACACACACACACACACUCAAAACAGAGCUAACUAACAUGGCCUAGUAGUGUGCUACAGCAACAGUGUGUUAUAUAGCAGUUAUGACCGCGAUACAGCGUCAGUUGUUGGUUUUACAGUCAUAUAUGACAGUCAUAAGAUGUGUUUUUACUCCAUGUUGGUAAGUUAGAUGGUAUGGAAAUGCAUGCAUGAUAUUCAGAAUAAUUUGUAAUUAUUUCUGUGCUUUUUGUUAGCGACCAGUGGCUAAAACCGAAAGUGAAAAUUCCAGGUUACGACUGUUGACACUGUUGACGUAACACACAACCUCACAGCACUUACUGUCUGCACUAACAUGCUACAGACAUUUUGCAGGAACUGAGUGAACGUGUAUGAAUGUUGUUGUUUUUUUAAUACUUAAUAACGUAUGACUGGUUUAAUAUGAAACUUCUCUGAUCUCUUUCUCUCUCGCUCUUGGUUAAUGGUUUCCUAAACAGCUUUUUUUACUACUAACAUUUUUUGUUUUUUUUGUGGUUUGUUUUCUUUUUUAUACUGGUACUUGAGACCACGGAUAGAAAAAUGGUAGAUGCCGCAUUAGCCGUUGCUGCUAGAUUUAGUAUGAAGUCUGGGUCUGCUUGCUUGCAGUGUAAAAUUAAUGGAGUGAAACUGACAGCAAGAUGGUGGUAGGGGUUGUUGUAGAUUGGAUAUAAACAAAAAUUAGCCCUGCCUGUCUCAAGCAAAUAUUCGAUUAAAUUAGCACCAAUUAUUAAAAUGGACAGUAAUAAAAAUAAUAAUAAUAAUGUAUGUCUCAAUUGACAGUAGAAACAUCAAUGAUAAAAUAUUUUAAAUUAAAGUUACAUUAAAACCCAUUACAUAUACACUAAUGGAAAAAAAAACCUACAACGAUAUGAAUCUAUAAAUUUUCACAUGUUAAGGAAACUUCUGAUACUGAGCACAAACUGUUCGGAUUGUUACUCUGCUUGGACUUUCAUUAUUUUUUAAAUUAGACAUAUUCCACCUUAAUCAGGCCUCAAAAUAUAUAUCUUUUUCAGUCCACAUCAACUCUGAUGUCUUGUAUAUGAUAGAAAAAGUUUUUUUUAGACAUAAUGAGAUUAGGCCAUUGAUCACUGGUUUUUCAAUUUACACAAAACCACAGUUUUCUCUGAAUUCCACUUUCUCUGAAUUGUACAACAUAUCAAUAUUUUUAAAAAAAAUUAAUAAUGUGAUUCCCAAAACCCAAAUCAAGUCAAUAAACUAAACCUAAAAAUCAUAGAAAGUGGAAGCUCAGCUUUUACGUCUAGCUCAGCAUUAAGCAUGAGGCAUUUAGCGUUUUUAUAUCUGUGCUUGAUAUGUUGCACUAUUCUGACAUGAAACACUCAUAUAUUUAUUCACUCUUUAAGAAUUUCUCUCCUUCAAGGGAAAAGUGUGUUUUUCUGAUCAAAUGGAAUGAUUAUUCAUUGUAACCUAGUUAUCAAUAAUCUCUUAACAAACAAAUCAUCAACGAUACUGAUUCAAAAGUACAAACAAUCCGGUGCAAAUGUUGGAAUCGUGAUAAUAUGAAUAUUAGAUUUAACCUGAGAUCAACAAUGAGGGAAGUGUAUGAUUGAAGUAUGGAAUAUUAAAAAAAAAUAGGAAUAAAAAAAAAAUCAUGAGAAAAAAUAUUAUCAAAUAAAAAUAAAUCUUAAAUAAGAUUAACAAUAAACGACAUACAUAAUCAAACAGAUUAGAAAACAAACACUGCAUGUGAACAUAAAGGAAGAAAGAACGAUUUCCAGGUGGCUGUGUUUUCCUCCCAAACUGUAAAUGUUCAUCCAGGAGUGAAGAUCACAUUCCCCUUGCAACGACCAGCACAGAAACGAGUGUUAAAUAUUAAAAUCAUGUGACAUCAUGUGACAUUUCUGGUAAAGAGUGAGACCAACAUGUGUAAAAUGUCUCAUAGUGAUGAAUAGUGUUAAAAAUAAAAUAAAAACAAAACAAAAAAAAAGAAUUUCACUUGCUGGUCCUCCCGCCUGUUUCCCCCUGAGAAUAUUUCACUUUUCUAAAUAUGCUUUUGGUGGUUUUUUGCUCUCUUCUUGUGGAACGUUUCAUGGCUUGAUAUAUACCAAGUUUUGUGAUUUGAUCAGUGAUUUCUUUUCUUACGUGCAUAUGAACGUCAUCCCAAAAACUGCCCUGUACAAGUACAGAAUUUUCCAUGAUUUUAUGGUAUUUUAUAAUUGAGCCUUGCUUUCACGGCAUUUAUAUAUAAAUAUAUAUAUAUAUAUAUAUAUAUAUAUAUAUAUAUAGUAGUGUAAAUCUUUAUAUCGCUGGUUUCGAUUUUCUCUCUUACAACACGACUCUUCUUUCAGACAUCUUUUUGGAACGCAUGUUAGUGUUGUCCACUCAUACAGUGCUGAAUAUUAAAGUUUCUUGCUCCAUGUUCUGUUCUGUUUAAAGGGGACGUGACUGCAGGGAUGUGCCCAUGAAUACUUUUUUUUUGUAUAAAAAGAUGUGUGCCUGGAUGUUUUUAUCGUUCCCUCGUUAUUGCAUGAUGGAAAGAUGAUAGUCCUCUUUUUUUGCUUUCACUUUGUAGGUGAUUGUGUAGUCCACUGUUCUGAUGAAUUCUGAUAGGCGGUGUUUACCCCCCCCCCUUCUCCCAGUCAUUCCCUAAAAAAUAACUAGCCAUUGUACGUUGAUGGGAUUGUAGUCCUAGAUGUUUCAUAGUCCAUUUGAUUUGAAAAGUUUUAUGAAUCCUGUAAAGUGAUUUUUGUAACCUUCUCUAGUAAAAAUGAUAUUUUCUAUGAUCAA
Messenger RNA from Hemibagrus wyckioides, 3778 nucleotides. It is a transcript of the gene gpm6ba, whose product is annotated as glycoprotein M6Ba. The record is from RefSeq and is a predicted model, not a curated record. Gene Ontology annotation, biological process: axon development; central nervous system myelination. The coding region runs from base 94 to 969 and encodes 291 amino acids. The transcript is spliced from 7 exons. NCBI's taxonomy places the organism in Eukaryota, Metazoa, Chordata, Actinopteri, Siluriformes, Bagridae. Gene Ontology annotation, molecular function: structural constituent of myelin sheath. Gene Ontology annotation, cellular component: plasma membrane; myelin sheath.